This is a messenger RNA of Serpula lacrymans var. lacrymans S7.9, 1975 nucleotides long. RefSeq lists its product as uncharacterized. Lineage: Eukaryota; Fungi; Basidiomycota; Agaricomycetes; Boletales; Serpulaceae. Bases 884 to 1783 code for a protein of 299 amino acids. The transcript has 5 exons. Gene Ontology annotation, molecular function: oxidoreductase activity. The record is from RefSeq and is a predicted model, not a curated record.
UUACGCUCCCCGACUAGAGGAACUCACGCUCAUACAUCGUAGUAAUGACGACACGAAGGAGUUUGCACUAUUCGGUGGUGUAGCGCCGCGUCUUCACAGACUCACGCUCGAUGGAAUUCGUUUGGCCUGGCUUCCUUCGCUUUUUGAGAAUCUCACUUAUCUGGAUUACACGCACCGCGGAUUUACCAAAGGCCACGUUGCGGUUUACGAGGUUUUAUACAUGCUAGAGGUUUCUAAUCGCCUCCGAGAACUGAGGAUCUGUUUCCCUUCUCAGAAGGAAAUCGUCUUUCUUCCUGAACAUCUGCCCAGCGCAGGUCCUGUUAUCUUACCUUUUCUUGAUCGUUUACAUCUAUGCGUAGACAGUCCGGAUAUCCCAUCGGAACUGUACUCCCUCAUGACCCAGAUAUCGUUUCCGGCCCUGACCUCCCUCCAUCUGGAUGAUUUACAUCACUCUGCUCGACCAUUCCCCCGGUUAUCGUUUUUCCUUCAGGGGUUACGUUGCUCUCCCUCUCUAAAACUUCUUCACGUCGAGCACGGAUGGUUUGAGAAGAAGCUGAUCAGGUCACUAGUUCACAUCCUACCGGGCCUCGGGCGUAUUGAAGUACAAGGUGCAAGUGCAAGUGCACUGUUAGUGGCGAAGUUCUCAGUGCGGCGGUGGGGUAAAGAUGGUUUUGUUGCAGAACGCGUUGUAUAAGGAUACCUAUUCAGAUGAAGCGGAGGGGUAGGGACGAUAGGGCCGAAGAAGAAAUUAGUGGAAGCUCAUAUCACGAGGUUGCUGCUAUUUCGGACCGCCGGACCGAAACACAGGUCUCUUAGACUAUAUGCUAAUCUUUCCGUUUUUCACCACACACUUCAUUCCUUCAUCCUCAUCCUUAUCUCCAGCAUGUCUCCAGGCUCCGAUCUUCAUCCUGGCAAGCUAUUCGAUCUAAGUGGUCGUAUUGCAUUGGUGUCGGGAGGGGGAACUGGCAUCGGAUUAAUGAUCGCACAAGGUCUUGCGGCCAGCGGCGCAAAGGUUUAUAUCACCGGCAGACGUAAAGAGGUUCUCGACAAGAUUGCACAAGCAUGGGAGCAGGAAGAGGGCAAGAUAAUACCACUCCAGAUGGAUGCUACAAAAAAAGAAAGUAUAUUAGCAGCACGGGAGGUUAUAUCACAACAGGAAGGGAAAUUGCAUAUUCUUGUCAAUAACGCAGGGCAAGUUGGCCCCUGUUCAGACUUCUUAAACCAGCCCUCUCCAACUGCGCCCAAGGACGCUGCAACUCUUGGUCAGGCUUUGUUCGAUAAUGAGUCAUUUGAAGAGUGGAGCGACUUGUAUGCGAUCAACACCUUCUCGAUAUUCUUCGUGACCACUGCUUUCGCGGGUUUACUGGACAAAGGAUCUAAGGAUGUAGAAGGGUAUACGUCAUGUGUUAUCAACACAACUAGUAUCAGUGGUUUGAUCAAGCUGGCGCAAAGACAUUUUUGUUAUAAUAGCGCGAAGGGAGCUGCAUCGCACUUGACCUCAAUGUUGUCCACAGAAUUCGCGCUUAAAGGCAUUCUUGUCCGCGUCAAUGCAAUCGCUCCAGGUGUCUACGAAUCAGAAAUGACAGUCGAUGUCAUUGAAGGAGAAGAAUUAACAAACAAAGUUGGACAGGGUAUUUUCCCCAUACCGGCCAAGAGAUCUGGCACUGCUGCAGAAAUGGCUGGAACCGCAGUGUAUCUUGCAUCUCGUGCAGGAAGCUAUAUGAACGGACGAGAACUAGUGAUCGACGGAGGGUAUAUGGCUGUCAACCCAUCCAGAUCGUGAUUGAAUGUAUGCUGUAUCAUAAUAUGCAGUUCUUGGGUUGCUUCAAUGUAGCUCGUGGUCGAGAUUUAUGUUGCUUACUUGCUCGAGUUAAGACUUUCGGAUUAUCAGACCGAAGAGGAGUCUUUAUGGUUAGUGACUCGUGAUCAAGUCAAUUGUAUAUAAAACGCGCCAAUCGAAUUUUAAACAACUUGU